ACCAAAGGCGCAGUAGCGGAUCUUUGACUCGAAAACCGUUGCUGGGUCAAGGACAAAGACAAGUGCAUCUUUCCGCCAUCUCGAUUCACACGCUUCCAAAUCUGACUACCUUUCUCUUAAUCUUUAGAUAGCUCUAUACCGUUUCACACAGACCCUCCCACCAUGCCUUCCGCAUCGAAGGAAAAGCGCCUUGCGAAGCGUGCUGCUGAGGGGAAGGAGAAGAAAACGGUCGCCUCGCGCUCCAAGGCAAACUCCAAGAAUGCCAGCAAAGCGGGAUCCGUGAACGGCGAUGAGCCCGAACUCGACGCCAACGGAAACCCGAUAGAGGUCGAUGAACCCGCCACCACGGCCGACAAGAUGGAUGAGGUUAAGCGUCUGGCCGAGCAGCUCGACAAACAUGGCCUCUCGGACCGCGUCACUACUGGUGUCCUGGCAUCAACCCCCACCAGCAAGGACGUCAAGAUUACCAGUGUCAACCUGACAUUCCACGGUCGGGUGCUUAUCACAGACUCCAUCCUCGAGCUCACCCUUGGCCGGCGCUACGGCUUGCUGGGUGAGAACGGUUGCGGCAAGAGUACGCUCCUGAAGGCUAUCGCCGCCCGCGAGUACCCGAUUCCCGAGCACGUCGAUAUCUAUCUACUCAACGAGGGUGCCCCUCCGUCCGAUUUGGGUGCUCUUGAAUGGGUUGUCAAGGAGGCCGAGCUCGAGAUGGAGCGUCUUGACCAGCUGGCCGAAAAGCUGCUCGAGGACGAAGGGCCCGAAUCUCCUGUUUUGAUGGACCUUUAUGAUCACAUGGAGAAGAUGGACCCUUCCACCUUUGCGACCCGUGCUGCCCUUAUCCUGACCGGCCUGGGUUUCAACAAGCAGACAAUCCACAAGAAGACCAAGGACAUGUCCGGUGGCUGGAGGAUGCGCGUUGCCCUUGGUAAGGCUUUGUUUGUCAAGCCGACCCUGCUCCUCCUCGACGACCCUACUGCCCAUUUGGAUCUCGAGGCAUGCGUGUGGCUGGAGGAGUAUCUCAAGAAGUGGGAGCGUACCCUUGUCCUGGUCUCUCACUCCCAGGAUUUCCUCAACGGCGUCUGCACGAAUAUGAUUGAUAUGCGGCAAAAGAAGCUUAUCUACUACGGCGGCAACUACGAUUCUUACGUCAAGACCAGGUCGGAACAAGAGACGAACCAGAUGAAGGCGUACCACAAGCAACAAGAAGAGAUUGCUCACAUUAAGAAAUUCAUCGCCAGCGCUGGUACAUACGCCAACCUAGUCAGACAGGCCAAGUCUCGGCAAAAGAUUCUGGACAAGAUGGAGGCCGACGGCUUCAUCCAGCCUGUCGUUCAGGACAGGGUCUUCACAUUCCGCUUUGCGGAUGUCGAGAAGUUGCCGCCGCCCGUCCUGUCCUUCGACAACGUGACUUUCUCCUACUCCGGAAAUCCCGAGGACGAUUUGUACCGUAAUAUCGACCUUGGUUUUGACAUGGAUUCACGGACGGCGCUUGUGGGCCCGAACGGUGUGGGCAAGUCCACACUCUUGCGUCUCAUGACCGGCAAGCUCUCUCCGACCGCUGGCAGCGUGACGAGGCACACGCACUUGAAGCUCGGCCUCUACUCUCAGCACUCGGCCGAGCAGCUGGAUCUCACCAAGUCGGCACUCGACUUCGUGCGCGACAAGUACAGUGAGAAGUCGCAGGAUUACCAGUACUGGAGACAACAACUCGGUAAAUACGGCCUGACAGGAGAUGCCCAAACGUCGCUGAUGGGCACCCUGUCCGACGGUCAAAAGAGCCGUAUCGUUUUCGCUUUGUUGGCCAUCGAUGGUCCCAACAUGUUGCUACUGGACGAGCCGACGAACGGUCUAGAUAUCCCUACCAUCGACAGUUUGGCCGAUGCCAUCAAUGCCUUCAGUGGUGGUGUCGUUGUCGUCAGUCACGACUUCAGGUUACUGGACAAGAUUGCCAAGCAGAUUCUCGUCUGCGAGAAUAGGACAAUUCGGCAAUGGGACGGCACGAUCGCCGAGUACAAGAACUACCUGCGGAAGAAGAUGAUCUCCGCGGGAGCUGUUUGAAGGAGUUGAGUUCGUUGAGUUGGUGCAUCAAAGGUACCUAUAGGCGAAGGUUGAAUGACAACCAGGGCGCGUUUGCGAACAACCCGCUUAGGACGGGUCAGAGAGCGCCCUCCGAGUGGGAAAAGCAAGCCGCUCCGCAGCGCCCAGAGAUCGCGCAGAAAGCGCUCGGAGCGUGGGAAAAAGGAGGGUUGGAUUGAUCAGAAUGCUGAUGGCUUUUUGUGCGACCGUGAAGUUCUUUUUGGGACGGAUAGACUCUGUGAUUUUCUGGCUUGUGCUACUCAUUUCGGCCCUUCAUUAUGUAUUUAGAUACAUCCCAAUCGCCGAAAAAUGAGCAGCGACGAGCCGGGUUGAGCACAUCUUCAAGUUCA
Molecule: messenger RNA, 2426 nt
Organism: Chaetomium strumarium
Lineage: Eukaryota; Fungi; Ascomycota; Sordariomycetes; Sordariales; Chaetomiaceae
Product: P-loop containing nucleoside triphosphate hydrolase protein
Exons: 3
Coding region: 163-2058 (631 amino acids)
Molecular function (GO): ATP hydrolysis activity; ATP binding
Source: RefSeq, a predicted model, not a curated record